AUGAUAUUGAAUACUGUUCUCGUCAUGCUGAUUGCGGCGGUCACGGCAAGUCUCGCCGUUCCACUGAGUCGAACAACCGACCAGCUACACAAUACGGCGAAGGUUCCAUUCAUCGAGAAGACGCCAGCACCGCCCCAGACGCAUCUAGAACGCCCUCAACUUGUGGACAGACCAGAGCCUGGCUCUCUCAAAGAAGCCCCUGCGAGGAUGCAGCUGCGACCAGAGCCGGUUUUCACGGGAAACCGGGAUGAUUUCCAAAGACCUCAGAUAAUCUACAUCAAGAACUCUCACGCGCAUGAGCCCAACGGUCGACCGCAGCUGCCUCAUGUCGAGGGGGUCAGACGGCGCUACCGAUUCGACGACAUUCCAGACUUCCGUCAAGGUCAAUGGUGGAACGAAAGACCCCAAAUCUCCCAAGAGUACGAGCGACACAUGGAAAACAAGAAACCAUCCGAGGAGCCCGCAGUUUCCGAAUCCUCGGUGAAACCAGUAAUCGACUCAUCGCCUCCUACAAAGAAGCCGUCCGCCCCGACUAAGUCGCCGAAUGCAACCAGGAGACCGCCAAGCUGUCAGUACUCUGGACGUCGAUACGAACACGGCAGUCCUGUGAAAACACCGGAACCUUGCCUCAAUUGCACGUGUCGAGCCGGUGUCCUGGUGUGCUAUUUGCGAGUUUGCCCAGCGAUCAUCUCCGUUCCCGAAGGUUGCUUCACAGCUCGAGAGUCCGGUCAGUGCUGUGCAACAACAGUUUGUAAUAAUGCAUCAAACGGUGAGACUUCGAACGAGGUCAACUCGUUGGACACAACGAACGGGAGCAAAGACGAGGAGACCGGUGCAACGAAAGCUCCUUUUGGUCUGUCACGCGACUCAACUGCUCCUGAAAAGACAUCCACGAAUCCGCUGAUUCAACGUAUUGCACAAAGGAAAAGAACGGACUUCCUCCUUGACGAGCACGCCGUAACGCUAGUCCCAGACGAAGGCCUACCUGGCCGUCGCUUGGAUAGUCCAAUAGUGGUGACAUCAUCUCCGAAGCUGGCGUCUUCUGAACCGGCUCAGUCGGUAGCUGUGAGUGAUGGCCUGCUCGCCAAAGCUUGUUUCUCCGAGGAUGCAUGGUUCAUGGAGGGUUCCGCGAUGAUAUCACGGGUUCAAUGCGAGUAUUGCUACUGUCUGCGAGGGCGGAAGCGAUGUGUGCGACCGAGUUGCGCUCUUGCUAUGCCCGGCUGCACGCCACAAUAUGGAUCUCCUUUUGACUGUUGCCCCACAAACUAUGUUUGCAAGCCUUCGGGAUCGGCGAUGGCGACGACAACAACAACGACAGCUAGGACUCCUAUGGCCUGUGUCCACGACGGCCAGUCCUACGCGCUGGGCUCCGUCUUACCAUCGGAAGCGUGCAAGACAUGUGUAUGCACUCAGGACGGAAUAAAUUGCACAAAUGUCGAGUGCCCGUUGGCAGCCGUAGGCUGCACGGGUAUCAUUCCCGAAGGACACUGCUGCCCCACGGAAUACGUCUGCGACAAGAUUAGGAACAUGAAGAACGAGACCGAGCAAUUGAAGAUUAUUCCCGACCCUCGACCGGGCUCCAUUCGGGAGACGCAUCUCUUCAGGAGAAUCGAUGGAGAUUCUUAUGAGGCUUAUUUGACCACCACAACGUCCGCUCCUGGAGCCAUUGCAGAUCUACUUCCGACAAAAGGAGAUGAAUCGCGCGACAUGCGUCCCGAACCGAUUCCAAGUGACAAGACACCGACCCUCGAAAAGCAGGAAAGAAUCAGAUUCCUUCCGAACGAGGUGCGACUGCAGAAAAAACCGUCAACCGAGCUCCCCUCAAUAAAACAAUGGAAACUAGCUUCCAAUAAGGUAAUUGUCGACACCGAUGGAGCCAACAUGACCGACGAGGAGACUGCCAAGCUACUCUACGCUCCCGAGAUUGUCCUCGGGUCUACGAUGGAGCCCGCAGCGACCCGUGCAACGAUUUCGCGUGACGAGAUGACGACGAGCGCCUUGACCCGCGCCGGACCUGGGCCCAUCGGCGAUAGCUAUCAAGGGGGGAAGUCGGGAGCCAUCCAAGCGGAAUCAGCAGGAAGGCCUAGCAGUACAUUCGAAUCGUGGCAGAACUACUUGCAGCCGGUCUACGUUCCUGAAGAACAGGUUGAAAAGCUUGAUCACGCGGGAAGCUCACCCAAGGAGAACGAUCGAGCUACCGCAUCAAUGGAGCAUAUAGAGGCUUCAGCCUCGGACGAUUCGCUAGACGUUUCGGAGCCGAUCCCGAUGACUUCAACGACGGUUUCAACCUAUGCCGCUUUCCCCGACACCGACACUAAAUUGUCCAAGUAUUCGAAUAACAACAAGAAGAAGUCGACGUUCACAGUCAAUCUCGGGUCGCACAUAACCGUAGCCUACGAUUCUGCCGAGGUCACGACCGAGGACGGUAUAACGACCGCGAAAAAUUCCGAAUUCAACCAGUUUACGGAGUCAGACAAUCCGUUUUGGCAGCGCCCCCCGCCACCUGCGACGCCGCAGCAACAACCGUCGACGAAAUCGGCGGCUCCGGCAGCCGCAACGUCGACGACUGAGCUGCCGCGGCCCACUCCUCAUAUUUUCACGCUGCAGGAGAAACAAGAUCAUAUGACUCAGACCGAGUCGUCGCUGAAGCUCACGCGAAAACAAGGCGACGAUAUUACCACUAUUCCCGGCCUUAUCAUAUCGACGCCAUCGAGUCUCCUGCGGACUGACGAACCUACGAAAGAAUCGAAGGAGCCCGCGACCUCAUCAGCUCCAUCGUACAUCAUUACGACAUCGGAUGUUAUAAACAAUGAAGUCAAGUUCCACCCGUCGCGCCGCACAUCCCCAGCGGAAACCGAAUUCUCGACGGACUUUGGACUUCGGAAAACCGACGUGGAACCCACUGUUCAGUCAUCUGUUCCAAGCCAGAGUAUUUAUAGGACGGCAACGAGUGCAGCAGGCACAUCGGCAACCUCAUCCACGCCGUCGACACCAACGACAGCGUCGGUGUUACCGACGACAAGCUCCGCAUUCGAUUCGAGAAAAAAUACAGCGCAGCCCGGAGCGAGCAACGAAAAGCCGAAAAAGUCAUUCAGCUCUCAGCGAGCUGGAGGGAACAUCGACUUCGCUGAGGGCAUCAAAAUAUUUUCCACUCUGCUUCUGAGCGGUCUCGCCAAAGGUCGAUCGGAUCAAUCCACCGUGAGCCCAUCGAGCCCCCCCAGUCUCCACUACGAGAGCGUCACCGAAAACUUCCCCGCCACAAGCCAAUAUUCGAGGCCCGCACCGAUUCUGACGACAAGAGCGGAUCUUUCGAGUAGCGCCCGAUCUACCGCGAACCCGUCAGUUGCAUCGUCCCAAUUUUUCACAACGAACGUGCCGCUCCCAUACCCCGCGAGGGAGGGCCUCGGCAGUCAACAAAAAACUUUCGAUUCGCCGCAUAGCAGCAGGACACCUCUCGGUUGGCAAACACUCGACAAUCACCACAAUGGCCAAAAAAUCUCGAACAAAUCAGCAAACUCCCAACACAGCGUUGUGUCUUUCGGAGCAAACGACGCUCUUUUCCUACCCCACGGUCAUUACGUGGCUGCGAACCAGUCUAUUCCGUCCAAAGGCAACAAGAAAUCGUCAGGCUCGGGCUGCUUCAUCAACGGCGUCACCGUCGCUGACGGUGAACUCAUUCCCAAGGAGGAUCCGUGCAUGCUCUGUCGCUGCUAUGGUGGAGAAGAACUGUGCACCAUCAGGACGUGUCCAGCUCCUCCUAGCGACGAUUGCACGCAAGAGAGACCGGACGGAGCCUGCUGCCCUCGAUUCACGUGCAAACUCGACUCCGUGAGAGCGCCGGCUCGGGAUAUACAUAGAAGGAUCGUAGACGAUGGUUUCCACCAACCGAAUCACCCAAAAUACGUGCCUCAUAUCGACAUCAUGAUUGCAUCUCAAAAUCCUCAAAUCGGAGGGCGCACCGUCGAUCGUCCGAAUUCCAGGCAGGAGUAUAUUGCCCUCGAGGGGUUCCGUCGAUCGCCGGUCUCGGGCAAGAAACUUCUCGAUCACGAGGCAGACAAACACCGCACCGCUUACCCGGUAGUCACGCAGGAACCGCAAAGGUCGGAAACCCAAGCGGAAAGCAGAUCGGAUUCUGAUUUCACGACGAUUCCAACGGCGACACUCAAAGUCCUACUUCAGCAUGCCGCAAACACUCUUCCGACAAGUACGGUCACCAUGAGCCCACCGACGGAAGCUAAAGCUCUCUCGGGUACCGAGUCUCCUUUCGCGCGCUCGCUAUUCAAGGACAUGUCCGACAAGCACAGCGCAACGCGAGAGAAUAAUGUUCGAUUCGGCACGCUUUCCGCCGCCAAACACUCUCCCGUCCUUCACGAUUUCGUCACCGAGAAUCAGUCGCAAUCCGCGAGCAGCUCCGUGUGGAAUCUCCUCAAGGUUUCAGGCUGCAACAUUUACGGAAAGUACUACCGAGUCAACGAAGUUGUGACCGAGCUCACGGAACGGUGCAAAGUAUGCACUUGUACAGCCAUCGGUGUCCACUGCAUCCACACCUGCUGA
Galendromus occidentalis (western predatory mite) is the source of this 4554-nucleotide messenger RNA. RefSeq names its product mucin-5AC. The record is from RefSeq and is a predicted model, not a curated record. The transcript is spliced from 26 exons. The coding region runs from base 1 to 4554 and encodes 1517 amino acids. NCBI's taxonomy places the organism in Eukaryota, Metazoa, Arthropoda, Arachnida, Mesostigmata, Phytoseiidae.